Messenger RNA from Stegastes partitus (bicolor damselfish), 3732 nucleotides. RefSeq names its product iporin. The record is from RefSeq and is a predicted model, not a curated record. Bases 1 to 3732 code for a protein of 1243 amino acids. Gene Ontology annotation, cellular component: cytoplasmic vesicle. Lineage: Eukaryota; Metazoa; Chordata; Actinopteri; Pomacentridae. The transcript is spliced from 9 exons.
AUGAUCGGAGCCUCCAGUCUCUCAGGUGACACCCUGAUAGCCUGCCACUUCCCCGUGGUGCAGCUUCCCACCUGGCAGCUUCCCGUCCAGGCCCUGUGCGGCUCGGCCAAGAGGACCAGCCGGCUGUGCUCAGUGGGCCUGACCCGGGCCGUGUCCCUCCCAGAGCGGGACUCGCUCAACCGAGAGCAUGCCUUCACCGGCGGCCGGAGGCAUUUUUCCAGCAGCUACAGCAGCCUGAACGAGGACCGAGCGGAGGAGGAGGGCGCCAGCGACAGCAGCGGGAGGUAUGACUCCACCUCGUCGCCAGAAGAGACGAGCUCCCACCUGAAGAAAGAAAGCUCCGGAGCUCGAGUCAGUCUGCGGUCGCACAACUCAUUCCUGCCGAACACGGAGUUAGAUGAGGAGGAGGAGGACGAAGAUAGCGAUGGAGACAAUCUGCACAGAUAUCAUGAGGACUCGUCUUUUGUGUUGCACGGAAACUCCAAUUGGCCGUUAAGCAAUGGAGCCGCGAAUUACACUGUGUCCAAUGGGGACUUGGACAGCGAAUGGGGCAACGAAGGGACGAUGCUGCGUACUGAGGGUGACCAGGAGUGGCUCUCUAACCAGCCCAACCAGAUGGACUCGCUGCCACCUGAGUGCCAGUGCUUUCACAGGAGCAGAUCUGGCAUCACGGCGUGUUUAGAGCAGGACUCAGACAGACUGAAGGAUAACAUGUCCUGCUGCAUCCACAGCCAGCACAAAUGUUCCCCAGAGCUGCUGUCCAACAGAGAGUUUCCCAGCGAUUCCUCCUGCAACAGUUCUGACGGCGUCCUGGUUAACUUCUGCACCAUCUACAACAGGAGCAACAAUCCCGCCACACCUUAUGAUCUCAGCAGCCCGGCGGUUCACCCCUCUCAGUCGACAGAGGGGUCCGUGUUCCUCAAUCUCCAACCCGUUCCCCAAACCCCGAACGAGGACGUCCGUCCAGUUUACUCUCCCCCGAAAGAGGACAUGGCGCUCUCUGCCUCCCGCUGGUCUCCUCAGGGCCUCGACUCCAACUGCAAUCUUUACUCCCUGGAGCCGCUACCGCCGGGUCUGUCCUCUCUGGAGGUAUCGGACCUGACAGCCUGUCUUCAAAGCCAGGCCACGCUGCCGAUGGGGACAAACCAGAAGUACUACAAGCUCGUGACCUGCGACCUCUCGUCCCAGUCGCCCAGCCCGGCCUGGUCCAGCCUCACCAGCUGCCCUGAGGGGCAGAGCCGGAGCAGCCCCUUCCCUCCUGCUGUCGAUCAUAAGAAGGAACCACAGCACAGUGAAGUCAAGAAGCUUCACACCCUCGACUACCAGGUUGCCACCACCUCCACCGACAAAUCCCCCUGCAGGAAGAAGCAAACGGGCAGCGUCCAGAACCUCUCCCACACGCCUGGUUCACUGUGCCCCAGCCAGUGUAGCCCACAGAGCAGCAAAUGCCAAGACGCCAGAGCUCCGUCCACACAGCCAUCUGUGCUCCAGGACCAGGAGCACAACAACACCGGAGCUUUGGAGAAGGAAGUGUUUCGCUACAGUAAGGCCCAGAGGCCGACCUCGCUGCCCAUCCAGCCCUUUGUCCUGAUCCCCACGGGAAAACCUCAGUCCCAGGCCCAGCACCUCGGCUGUCUUCUUGAACAGUACCUGAACCAAAAGAGCAGCAAGUCUGGCAGCUCCCAGGAAGGCUCCAAGUCUACGGUGAAACGCAGCCAAUGUUUUUCUAAUCUCCAGCAGUCACCACUGGGCAACCUGUGCCCCGUCCUCCUGGAGGCUCCCUCCAGCUCCGACACCUGCUCGACCUGCACGCCGAGUCCAGAGUGCUUCACGCGCAGACAUACAUGGAGUCAGUCCAGCAGAAGCCAAGGAGGCCCCAGUCCGUGCACAUCAAGGGGCAGCCUGGACCACAACAUCCUAAAGCCCAGAAUAGUUCAGGUGCAAGAAAAAACAAGUCCCUACUCGGGCAAAACGCAGACUAGCAGUUUUUUAAACCUGAUGUCAGCUCCAAAUCCAUCCAACCUGGUUAAAAUACCCACCUACCAGGACCUGAUCCACCUCACCCCUGAGCAGAGCCAGGCCAGUCCUGAGCCCAAAAGUCCCGAUCAGCCCCAAAGCCACACCUCCUACCAGCCAGUGUUCUCUCAUACGCCGCCCACUUUACCCCUAACCACAGACAGCCAUCACCCAGACAGGCAGGUGUCUCUGUCUCCUCCAGCGGCCUCCCUCCAGCAGCAGAAGUUCCCUCAGUACCGAGCAACACCUGCAGCUGACUCCGGCUUUUUUCACAGUAGUUUCACGGCUGCCCUCUCCUCGGUUGCUCCGCUUUCCUCUCUGAGUUCUCUCAUCUCCUUGGCUGCUUCUGGGCUGCAUCCACAGCAAAUCCCAGACUCUACUGGCCCGAGUUCAAAGCCAAGUCAGAGCCAUCACAGCGAAUCUCUGAUCCUGAGUGACAGGCCGCCCACAGAGUUCUGCCUCUCACCUGAUACGUCUUAUGAGUCCAUGUCUAUCAGCCAUCUUCAGAGGAGAGGCUUGCUGAGGUCUGUGAGCAGGGCGGUGGAUUUGAUCAUGGCUCAUUUUGGCAGCAGCAGAGACCCUGAAGAAAAGAUGCGUCUCGGUAACAGCUCAUACAGUCCCACAAUCGCCGGUCUGGUCCUGGAGCACUUGUGUCCAGCGUUACAGAACAUUUUAGAAGAUGGUCUUCGGGAUCACAAACUGGAUUUCAUCAUCGGGCAGCGCCGUAACCACUCCUGGAACGUGGUGGAAAUCUCCACUAGGAUUGGUCCAUCCACCAAGGUCCUUCACAGCCUGGUCUCCAAAAUCAGACAGUGUCCUCAGCUCACCAGCCACUGCAUGAGACUGAGAGCCUUCCUCAUGGGCCUGCUGAACUUGAGAGCUUUGGAGUUCUGGCUCAGUCACCUUCAGGGUCAAAAAGAUGUCGUGACCACAUACUACCACUCCUGGGGCUUCCUGUCCAUGACCCUGGGCCAGUGUCAGCCCUUGUUUCAAGAGCUGCUGCUUCUCCUGCAGCCACUUUCUGUGUUGCCCUUCGACCUCAACUUGCUCCUGGAGCCCCGACUGUUACACCACAGACAGCUAUGUUCAGAGGAGGAGAGCGCCUCCCCACCUCAGCCCUGCUCAGCCCUUUUGGUGACCAGCUGGCCGAGACUGCAAGCCGACAAGAAGUUAUACAGCAGCUACAGCAGUCAGCCAACUAAGAUUUCGCACCCAGCAGGCCUGCAUCACCACGAGUCUCUCAGCUCUCAGAAUUCAAGUUGCUACAAGCAGCAGCAGCAGCAGCGUGGAGGUGUGCAGGCCAACAGGAGUCCAGUGCUAGCUCCCAUCCCAGAGUGGCAGCCAAAGGAGCCUGACCUUGUGGAAGGUGUGGCCGAGGGAGAGGACGGCAGCCAAAAUUAUGCAGAUACUUGGUUUCAAAUAAGCAUGGACAGCAGGCAAGAAGACAGGAGAUCAGAGAAGGACUGUGGGACCCCGAAUUCAUCAAGCGCCGUGCAGAGUCCCUAUCAGGGUGGGCUGCGCUGGGCCAAACUGUUCGGAGCAGCUGAUUCUUCCACCAAAGCACAGACAAUUUCUCAGAGUCACACUGAAGCACAAAGCAGAAGGCAGCGGCGACCAUCGCAGUGGCUACAUCUGGACAGAUCGCAGCUGGGACGGCUGGCUCAGUCCAUCAGGUCGAUGAAGCUGGUGGGAGCUCAGACUGACAAGCGCUGCUAA